Messenger RNA from Acanthochromis polyacanthus (spiny chromis), 3025 nucleotides. It is a transcript of the gene ghrb, whose product is annotated as growth hormone receptor b. Gene Ontology annotation, cellular component: growth hormone receptor complex; cytosol; external side of plasma membrane. The transcript is spliced from 9 exons. The coding region runs from base 135 to 1847 and encodes 570 amino acids. Gene Ontology annotation, molecular function: growth factor binding; peptide hormone binding; growth hormone receptor activity. NCBI's taxonomy places the organism in Eukaryota, Metazoa, Chordata, Actinopteri, Pomacentridae. The record is from RefSeq and is a predicted model, not a curated record. Gene Ontology annotation, biological process: positive regulation of peptidyl-tyrosine phosphorylation; positive regulation of receptor signaling pathway via JAK-STAT; growth hormone receptor signaling pathway.
GACAGAUAGACGGAGGGAAGGACGGAGGUUUCUUCGACAGCCUCAGUGUGUCUCUGGUUUAGACUCCAGUCGGUUCUCGGACUCUUUGGACUUUUUAUUAUUUCCUUCCAGACCAACAGACUGAGCUCAGCACCAUGGCUGCUGCUCGCCCUCUGCUGCUCUUCUUCCUUCACGUCUUCACCACAUCGGCGCUGGAAUCCGGCGCUCAGACAGACGUCCCUGAGAGACGCCCACACCUCACUGGCUGUGUCUCGGCCGACAUGGAGACUUUCCACUGCACGUGGAACGUCGGAUCUUUCCAGAAUGUCUCCGAGCCGAGAGACCUCAGAUUAUUCUACAUUAAUAAGAAGCCUCCUGCGUCUCCUAUAAACUGGAGCGAAUGUCCUCACUACAGCACCGAGAGGCCCAACGAGUGCUUCUUCAACAAGAACCACACAACCAUCUGGACGUACUACGGCGUCCAGCUCCGCUCCAGGAAUCGUGACGUCCUUUAUGACGAGAAGCUCUUCUAUGUUCAGGAUAUUGUACAACCAGAUCCUCCAGUACGCCUGAACUGGACGCUGCUGAAUGUGAGUUUGACUGGCAUUUACUACGACAUAAUGCUGAGCUGGAAGCCUCCACAGUCUGCAGAUGUGGAGACGGGAUGGAUGAGGCUGCAGUACGAGGUCCAGCACCGUGACAUCAACUCUGAGCUGUGGAAAAAGUCCGACCUUGUGAAAAGCACAUCUUCCUCGAUUUAUGGACUCCAGACCAACGUCAACCAUGAGGUUCGGGUUCGGUGCAAAAUGGUAGGCGGGAAGGAGUUUGGAGAGUUCAGCGACUCUGUGUUCAUCCACAUUCCAUCUAAAGUUUCAAGAUUCCCAGUGGUGGCUCUGCUCAUCUUUGGCGCCUUGUGUUUAGUCGCCAUCCUGAUGUUAGUCAUCAUAUCGCAGCAAGAAAAGUUGAUGGUUAUGCUUCUGCCUCCGGUUCCUGGACCUAAAAUAAGAGGAAUUGACCCUGAGCUACUCAAGACGGGGAAGCUUCGGGAGUUGACGUCCAUCCUGGGUGGUCCUCCUGACUUGAGGCCUGAACUGUACAACAGCGACCCCUGGGUGGAGUUCAUCGAUCUGGACAUCGAGGAGCACAACGAGAGACUGACAGACCUGGACACUGACUGCCUCAUGGACCAGUCGCUGUCCUCCAACUGCUCCCCACUUUCCAUCGGCUUCAGGGACGACGACUCGGGUCGUGCCAGCUGUUGUGAUCCAGAUCUACCCAGCGACCCGGAGGCGUCGCCCUUCCAUCCUCUAAUCCCAAACCAAAUCCUCAGUAAGGAACCUCCAUGCCAGACAGCCUCUGAGUCCAGCUCCACAGUAGAGAGCUCCAGCAAUGUGGAGCCUCUUGCUGCCACCAAAGAAGCCUUCUACACCCAGGUGAGCGAGGUGAAGCCAUCUGGUAAGGUGCUGCUGUCACCUGAGGAACAAACCGAGGUGGACAAAAGUAAAGAAAAAGACGACAUGAUGGAGAAGGAGAAAGAAAAGAAGGAGUUUCAGCUCCUUGUGGUGAACGCAGAUCACAAAGACUACACCUCAGAGCUCAACACAGGAAAAAUAAGCCCAAAAUUACCCCCAGGAGAUCCGAGUGAACCCUGCCAGACAGGCGUUGCACCAUCCCUUGAAUCGGACACCAUCCCCGCGUCCCAGCUGCCCCCAGCUCCCGUCUACACCGUGGUAGAAGGUGUUGACAGGCAGAACAGCCUCUUACUGACAUCGAACUCAACACCAGCACCGCAGCUGAUAAUCCCGAAAACCAUGCCGACGCCGGGCGGCUACCUGACCCCCGACCUUUUGGGAAGCAUCACACCGUAAAUCAGUGGCAGAAGAAAAUCAAAGACGAUUCCGUUAUAUAGGCAGGUCGACCUUUGAGGGAUCCAGCGCUGAUUGUCAGCUCGCCUAGAAUAGUCUGUCAGUGUCCUGCCACCACCUCUACCUCCUCCGACGUCCACUGCAUCCUCUGAUAGGGCUGCGAAGUCGACAUGUUUGGAUGUUUGGAAUUAGCACUGGGGGAUGAGAGAGCACACAAGAAGGUGUUUUUCUCCAGUUGUGCAAAGGGAACCGAUCAAAAGGAAACCUCGAGAUCAUAACUGCCUCAAUUUUUCAAUAUUCAAAAUCUGGGUAUAUAAAGUGCACCUAAUAAAUGAAAAACGUUCUUCAUUAAAGCAACAUGAUCAAUUUCUGGCUGCUCGGGAUCAGAAUAGCUCCCCAAAUUCACACUGAUGAAUGUAAUCCCAGUAGUCUUUCUCCCGAUAGCUCCAGUUCGGUCUCUAGUAACUUAGUAAUGCCAAAAGUUCCACUUUCUUCACCAGCUAGUUGUUUUGCUCAUCAGUAAUUCAUUGCCCUAAGCUAAAAGCUUAUUUCCCUGUAGUUUCGUUGCUACGACACCUUUCGCAUCACAAGUUGUCAUUUUAUUCAGUGUUAUUUAAAAAUACUGACUAAUGCAGCUUAGCGUGUAUUUAAUUGUACAUUUUGUACGUAUAAAAAUAUUUUUGGAUGAAAUCAGACCUUGUGUAUAUUUGAGUUCAACAUUUUUAAGCUUUUCAUAAUGUUUUUAUUCCUCUUUAGGCUUUAAGAUCAUCAUUGCCACAAUGAAAAUGUUGCAUCACUCAAUAACUCAUUAUUUUACUUUUAUACUCAGCUUGUGUCAGCACAAAAAAAAAACUAAACACGGUUUGUUUGUGAAAGAAUCAACUUGAGUAUGGUAGAAGAUGCUAAUUUUACUCUGAUGCUACCACAUAUUGUGUUCUUAUGCUCUGAAAAUGCAAUAUAUUUUGAGCUGAUGCUGAAAAUGUUAGUCUUAUGCUCAGCCAGUAUUAGUUUAAGUGCAUUGGUCGUUAGAGUUUUUUUUUAUUCUACAUUCAUUUGUGGUUGGUUCAUGUAAUGCAAUUUACAAGUCAGGGGUCAGUUUUUUUUUUCAGUGUUAAGCUUGUACAGUUAUUGCAUUUUAAAUAUUCCAAAGUAUGGACAAAUAAAAAACUUUGAGAAAUUUG